Wyeomyia smithii (pitcher-plant mosquito) is the source of this 815-nucleotide messenger RNA. RefSeq names its product malignant T-cell-amplified sequence 1 homolog (gene MCTS1). The record is from RefSeq and is a predicted model, not a curated record. Gene Ontology annotation, biological process: formation of translation preinitiation complex. The transcript has 4 exons. The coding region runs from base 153 to 701 and encodes 182 amino acids. Lineage: Eukaryota; Metazoa; Arthropoda; Insecta; Diptera; Culicidae. Gene Ontology annotation, molecular function: RNA binding.
CAGCAAAAAAAAAAACAGCAAACGUCAACGGAACCGAAUGCAGCUUGCCUGGCGGUCUUGGUGCGGUAUUCCAAAACAUCCUGUAAUUAUUUCGAUCUUACAAACUGUUCCACCGAAAAGUUUUUGAAUUCAGGACAGGACAACAGUACAGGAUGUUUAAAAAAUUCGACGAAAAAGAGAGCAUCUCCGGUGUUCAACAGCUAAAGUCCUCAGUGCAGAAGGGCAUCCGGAAUAAACUGCUUGAGCAGUUUCCGCACAUCGAGACCCACAUUGACCAGGUGCUGCCGAAGAAGGACCAGUUUCGCAUCGUAAAAUGUCACGACCACAUCGAGAUCCUGGUGAGCAGUUCCGGCGACCAGCUGUUCUUUCGGCACCGGGAGGGCUCGUGGAUGCCAACGUUGCGGCUGUUUCACAGGUUUCCCUUCUUCCUGCCGAUGCAGCAGGUUGACAAGGGUGCCAUCCGGUUCGUGCUGAGCGGAGCGAACAUUAUGUGCCCGGGGCUGACCUCACCGGGGGCCUGUAUGACUCCGGUCGACAAAGGCACCGUGGUGGCGAUUAUGGCCGAGGGGAAAGAGCACGCACUGGCGAUCGGACAGACGACACUUUCCACCGAAGAUAUUGCCAAAGUCAACAAGGGCGUGGGAGUGGAGAACUGUCACUACCUCAACGAUGGUCUCUGGCAAAUGAAACCGGUUAAGUAAAGGUCCACCACCAUCCUAUUCGGAGCUGUGUUCUCUUAUAAAUCUAAACAAGAUAUAAAAUGUAAAAUUUCCUACCAGGUAAGGUUUAAUAAAUUGAUGUGCGCUUGAUGCAAA